Ophidiomyces ophidiicola is the source of this 1254-nucleotide messenger RNA. RefSeq lists its product as uncharacterized. The record is from RefSeq and is a predicted model, not a curated record. Gene Ontology annotation, cellular component: mitochondrion. Gene Ontology annotation, biological process: pyrimidine nucleotide import into mitochondrion. Gene Ontology annotation, molecular function: pyrimidine nucleotide transmembrane transporter activity. Bases 1 to 1254 code for a protein of 417 amino acids. Lineage: Eukaryota; Fungi; Ascomycota; Eurotiomycetes; Onygenales; Onygenaceae. The transcript has 2 exons.
AUGCCUCCCAGUGGCGGCGAUACCCCUGGAACUCCCGCAGGUUCUACCUCGAAGCAGAUCUCACACCACUCAGAACCGCAUUCCUCUAUUCCAAAACUACAUACGCGGGGGACGCCGCCUCCAGGGACUCCACUGCUUACCAGUAUCCAGAUAUAUUCCACACGCGUUCCUCAAUCGUGGGUUACACCUCUCUGCGGGGCAAGUGCCGGCAUCGCAUCUGGCAUCGUGACCUGUCCGUUGGAUGUCAUCAAAACUAAACUACAGGCGCAGGGUGGUUUUCAGCUUCGACGAAAUGGACAGUUGGUGGAAACGGGAAUGCUGUACAAGGGGAUGAUUGGAACCGGCAGAAUUAUUUGGAAAGACGAAGGUAUUAAAGGAUUCUAUAGGGGACUCGGACCCAUGCUUUUGGGUUACUUACCGACCUGGGCCAUCUACCUAACAAUAUACGACCGGUCUAGAGAAUACUUCUGGGAGAAGACAGAAAACUGGUGGAUGGCUCGCGGCUAUGCAUCUCUCACUGCGGGAGCCUGUUCGACGAUCGCUACGAACCCUAUUUGGGUAAUCAAAACGAGACUCAUGUCACAGAGUCUCACUCCCUCGACUAAUGGCUAUCGAGCCCCCUGGCACUAUAAAAGUACGCUGGAUGCUGCUCGUAAGAUGUACGCCACAGAAGGAAUAAAAGCUUUCUAUUCUGGUCUUACUCCCGCCUUGCUUGGGCUGACACAUGUCGCUAUACAAUUUCCACUUUACGAAUAUUUCAAGAUGGCUUUUACUGGCUUUGGCAUUGGCGAGCAUCCAGAUGAGGGCAAUACCCAAUGGCUAGGCAUAAGUGCAGCCACUUUUCUGAGCAAAGUAUGCGCCAGCACUGUUACUUAUCCUCAUGAGGUAUUACGAACUCGUUUGCAAACCCAACAAAGACUCGAGCCAGCUGCGUCACCUGAAGGAAUCACAUUCCGUGGGGCUCUAGAGCAACCUCAGGAUCACGGUCGCCCUCCCGGGUUAGGCUCCGGUGCAUCAUCGUCGGAUGGCAUGCGAAAUCAGCCCCGAUAUCGUGGCGUGGUCCGUACUUUCCAAACCAUUCUUCGGGAGGAGGGAUGGCGCGCCUUUUAUGCCGGUAUCGGAACCAAUUUGUUUCGUGCAGUGCCAGCUGCGAUGACCACGAUGCUCACAUAUGAAUAUCUUCGGAAUGUCAUACAUUGGACCCAAUACGAAGGUGAUAAAAUCUUGACAGAGGGAACUUCGACGACUUUUUAA